This is a messenger RNA of Trichoderma atroviride IMI 206040, 1764 nucleotides long. NCBI's taxonomy places the organism in Eukaryota, Fungi, Ascomycota, Sordariomycetes, Hypocreales, Hypocreaceae. The record is from RefSeq and is a predicted model, not a curated record.
ACCAAGAGAAGAAAAGUCCGCAAAGGCACGAGGAGCUGCUGGGAAUGCCGGCGACGCAAGAUGAAGUGCAUCUUUGGCUCGCCCGCAGACACCAUCUGCGUCAGCUGCAAGCGACGCGGAGCCAAAUGCGUGGACCAGCAGUUUCCGGAGCAGAUUUCAACGCCUUUGGACCGCAGUCUUCAGAUGGGAGAUCGAGUUGGGAGAGUAGAGGCGUUAGUCGAGCAGUUACUCAAGAAGAUGUCCAGUGGCUCGGAAUCUUGCUGCGGAUGCACAGCGACGCAAAAGGAUGAAAAGUCUAACAAGGUCAACAGCCCUGUUCUUGGGGAACCAAGUAAUAACUUGUCCCGCGCUCUCUACGAAGCCUUACCUACGCCAAAAGACAUUGAAAUCAUCUCCAGAGCACGCGGCGACUUGUCUGCGCGCUUCUACCAGAUGCUCACCGCUUCCUACAAUGACCUCGACAAAAGCGACCCUCAGUCAUUAGACAGCCUGUUUGAGCCGUCAGGACCAAAUGCCCAUCCCGUUUCAAUAGGUCUUUACAUGCUCAGGAUUGCCACCUUUUUACAACACCUUCAUCCUAAUCUUCAUAAAAACCUACAAGGAUUGUCAGAGCCGCCACGUCAGAUCAUGAGCCGCCUUUUCAACACUGCCGUCGACCUCGUGAAUUCAAACGAAAGCCUCAUCAGCAACAUUGAAGGCAUAGAGUGCGUGAUGAUGGAGAGUCUGUGGCAUGCAAAUGGCGGAGAUUUGCGCAAAGGCCUGACCGCCAUCCGGAAAGCCAUGACAAUCGCGCAGCUCAUGGGCUUCCAUCGCUCCAGGAGUUCAGCGCAGUGCAAGCUGCUGGACUCUGAAAGACAAGUCCAGCCAAAGUUCAUAUGGUUCCGCAUCGUGUUUGCAGAACGACACAUUUGUCUCAUGCUAGGACUCCCUCAAAGCUCCAUCGAUCAGAGUAUGGCUUCCAAGGAGGUUCUUGAGAGCGACACGCCCAUGGGACGUCUUGAACGCAAACACUGCGUCAUCGCAUCUCGUAUUCUACAACGCAACCAGUCCGAGCCAAGCCCUGAUGAUUUUGCUUUGACGCAUGAAUUGGAUAAAGAGCUGCAAAAGGCUGCCGAAGAGUUGCCCAAAAAGUGGUGGCUUCACUCAAAUCUAGCUACGGUCUUGGACGACCCGGAAAGACUCUUUUGGGAUAUGCGGCGGCUGUUUCAUCAACUGUUUCACUACACUCUUCUCAACCAACUCCAUCUUCCUUACAUGCUUCGCUCAUCUCUAAACGGAUGCGAAAGCCAAUACUCCAGGCUAACAUGCGUCACCGCCUCCCGUGAAGUGCUUUCACGAUUCAUAACGUUCCGCAGCGCCGACCGCAUAGCCUUUUGGUGCCGAACAAUGGACUGGUUCUCCUUGAUGGCAGCCAUGACGCUGCUAAUAGCACAUCUUGACGGGCACCGCCGAGGUUCCGAGUCUGCAAGAUCAGAGAACUGGCUGACGCACCAACGACCCGGAGACCGUGCGAUGAUAGAGCAGGUGCAUGAAAGCAUGGAGGAAGUCAGUCAACGAAACGGAGAUGCUCUGGGAGCGCGCAGUGUAGAUUUGCUACGGAGGCUGCUACUCAUUGAAGACGAGGCUACUGGUGGUCAUGCGGAAAAUGUGAAUAGGGUGAGCGUGCAGGUUGCGGCGGCUAAUGACCCAGUUGAUGAAGAGAGAAGCGGCGCCGUGCGUGUGUACAUACCGUAUUUUGGCACAAUCAAGAUUGCUCGAGGAGGC